Molecule: messenger RNA, 598 nt
Organism: Antrostomus carolinensis (chuck-will's-widow)
Lineage: Eukaryota; Metazoa; Chordata; Aves; Caprimulgiformes; Caprimulgidae
Gene: BLCAP
Product: BLCAP apoptosis inducing factor
Exons: 1
Coding region: 65-328 (87 amino acids)
Source: RefSeq, a predicted model, not a curated record
CUGGAGACUGUUCUGGAGCACAUCUGCUUGCUGCUGCCAUAAGGCCCACAGCCAGCCCACCACAAUGUACUGCCUUCAGUGGUUGCUACCUGUCCUGCUCAUACCCAAGCCCCUCAACCCAGCGCUGUGGUUCAGUCACUCAAUGUUCAUGGGCUUCUACCUGCUCAGUUUCCUCCUGGAACGGAAACCUUGCACGAUUUGUGCCUUGGUCUUCCUGGCAGCAUUAUUCCUCAUCUGCUACAGCUGCUGGGGGAACUGCUUCUUGUAUCACUGCACAGGAUCCCAGUUGCCGGAAUCAGCUCACGAUCCCAGCAUAGUGGGCACCUAGAACACAAAUAAUCUACCAGUCUGCUGAGGGUUCUUUAGCUUUUAAAAAGGGGGUGGGCUAGGGAGGAGGGAAGGGGUGUUAGGCAUGUGACUGGAGUAAAACCAGCCCGUUUCCUGUAACUGUGUGUGGACUAGAGUGGUGAAUUCCUCCCACUCUGCCUGUGAAAUUCAACUUGUUUACUGUGUGAACUCUGGCAGCACCACCUGCUUUUUUAGAAGCAGAAAUCUGUUUGUUUUUUUUCCCUUCCCAUAUCACCGGGAACAGACACUG